UCCGUUCUCCAGCAGCUCAGCGGCAAGAGACGCAGACUGAAACACCCCCCACCCCUCCCCACUGAUUUUCUGCAAGGCUCUAGCGGUGAGUGCCGGUUACAUGCCUGGUAUAGCAAGCGAGAAAGCUGUGAGGGGCUGGCGCACUGACACACACAGAGCGGCGGGGUGGUGGUGGUGGUUGCAACCAGAUCCCCUUCGGUGCCAAAGCUGGGACAAAACUGCAUCAUGUUUGUUGCUUGUGAAGGGAUUUUUGCAGCAGCGACCGUGCCCUUCUGCGCAACCACUUGCGUUUGGCAGGAUGCCAGAUGGACGCCCCCGCUCCUUUGCUGAAUUCGUGUGUCGUAAAGUUAAACAAUGUGGGAUCGAGAGAGGAUUAGGACCGGUGUGUUUGUGUGUGUAGACAAAACUGCUACAAGCUUAGGAGGUAUUUAGGUGCAGGGGUGGAAACUGCCCAGCCUCCCCUUAGACUGUGUAUAGCUGGGAGAGGGAAGCUGUGCCCCUCCAGAUGGGGACUCCGACUCCCAUUAUCCCUGAUCACUGGCAAGGUUUAGGAGCUGGACUCCAGCAACAUAUGGAGGGCCACAAGUUCCCCAUCCUUGCUGAGCAGCAGCCUUUGCCAGUCUGGUGUCCUCCAGAUGUAGCUGGACUCCAGCUCCCAUCACCAUAUGGGGCUGGCUGGGGCUGAUGGGAGUUGUAGAUCAACAACAUCUGGAGGGUACUAGGUUGGCAAAAACUGCUGUAUGGGAAUCAGCUGUGCUGCAGCUGAGUAGCAGAGUCUCUCUGUUUAUAGGCCUCAUCACCCUCUGUUCAGUUGUUCAGUUUGUCCAUGAGUUGCCCAGUGUUCAUUUUGCAACCUCCAGGACACCCUAGGCUCCCAAACCUACUGCCUUUCCCUUGUUUGGCCUGUAAUCUGUCUAAAGUCAUGAAAAUGCUUUGGGUUGGUGAACUAAAUUGUUUUUACAAUGGUGGUGCAUGAAGGCAAGCAGGAAUAUCUCUGCACCCCAUCAGUCUGCAGAGGAUGCUCUGAGAAACAGGUCACUGGCCACUUAAAAAUGGUUACCAGCUCUUGGUCAAAGAGUGGGGAACCUGUGUGUCUCUUGGUGUUGUUGGGCUCCAACUCCUAAUGCCCCUGCCAGCAUGGCCCGUGGUCAGGGAUGAUGGGAGUUGUAAGUCAGCAAAAACAUUAGAGAGCCAUGAGCCUCACCCUGCCCCAGCUGUAGGUGAAUUCCAUCUCCAUUGUACGUUUCCGAGCACAAUUCAAAGUGUUGGUGCCGACCUUUAAAGCCCUAAACGGCCUCGGCCCAGUAUACCUGAAGGAGCGUCUCCACCCCCAUCAUUCUGCCCGGACGCUGAGGUCCAGCGCCGAGGGCCUUCUGGCGGUUCCCUCAUUGCGAGAAGCAAAGCUACAGGGAACCAGGCAGAGGGCCUUCUCGGUAGUGGCGCCCGCCCUGUGGAAUGCCCUCCCAUCAGAUGUCAAAGCGAUAAAUAACUACCUGACAUUUAGAAGGCAUCUUAAGGCAGCCCUGUUCAGGGAAGCUUUUAAUCUGUGAUAUUUUACUGUAUUUUUUGUUUCUAUGGAAGCCGCCCAGAGUGGCUGGGGAAACCCAGCCAGAUGGGCGGGGUACAAAUAAUAAAUUAUUAUUAUUAUUAUUAUUAUUAUUAUUAUUAUUAUUUCUGUCUGUCAAAAGUCACAGACAACAGCCUCUCUUCAAGUCACGUUGUAGGUGUUUUAUUUUUUGAAAAAAUAUAUUGCAUGCUACUGCCAGGGUUUGCCAAAGUUCCACAGCCUGAGGCAAUGACAUUGCUGGGGUGCAAAUUUGGAAGGAGCAGAGAAAGAAAGAAACCAAAUUGUGAGUGUCCUCUGCGGAUGUGUGCCUUAUCACAGCUUCUCAAAAUGGUUUACCACCCAAUUGUGACUUGUGGGGUUUCAGCUGAGGGCUGUUUCACACAUGGCACAGACCAGGAGAUGGGGAACCUGUGGCUCUCCAGAUGUUGUUGGGCUCCAGCUCCCAUCAACUCUGACCAUUGGCCAUGUUAGCCGAUUGGAGUCCCACAACAUCUGGAGGCCACAGGUUCCCCAUUCUUGACAUAGUCCAAAAAAGGCCCUUAGUGAUGGAAGCUAUGGUCUGCCCACAGGUCAGAGGUAUUAUGCCUCUGAAUACAAGUUGCUGGAAACUGCAAGCAGGGGGAGCACUUUUGUGCUCAAGUCCUGCUUGCAGGUUUUGCACAGGCACCUGGUUGGCCACUGAGAAGAAGAUGCUGAACUAGAUGGGCCAUUGGCCUGAUCCAGCAGGCUCUGCUUAUGUUAUGAUUAUGUUCUGCUUAUGUUAUGUGGAAGCCGCCCAGAGUGGCUGGGGAAACCCAGUCAGAUGGGCGGGGUACAAAUAAAUUAUUAUUAUUAUUAUUAUUAUUAUUAUUAUUAUUAUUAUUAUCAUUGUUAUUGUUAUUGUUAUUUUCUUACGUGGAUGUGACCUGUGUGUGGGUUACACAUUUUGUUCCUAUAUUUCUCUCUCUUACUCUCUUUUCCCCAGCAGGGAGGGUGCACAGAUGUUCGCCAUGUGUCAGCCAGAGAUACCCAUUAACCCGCUGUUCAAUGAGGCAAAGGGGAACUCUCAACUGGACACUGCUUACCUUGGUGGAAGGGACUGUCGGCCAGAUACAAACCUCAAUUUCAUGGGCAAGGAGGCCUAUGACACCAAUGAGAACUGGAGCCAGUGCACGCCAGGGGAAUCGGAGCAGCGAGGAGGGAACAAUGAACUGGAGGCAUCUGAUAACCAAAUAGUGCUCAUGCAGAGGCAAAUUGUAAUGAGCCAACCACAGGAUGUCCCCCAGGGCUUGAAGUCUGGUGGCAUGUCCUUUGCCUCUGAAGAAGAGGAGGAGGAGGAGGAGGAAGAAGAAGAAGAGGAGGAGGAAGAGGACAUCCGCAGACCACCAGAAGGAGCAGAAGUCAAUGACCCAGAGCAUGAGAAGGUGGUGACCAAGGAGAGGAUAAAAGAAAGGAAGCUGGCCAGCUCCCCUUUAGAGGACAAUGGUUAUGCCAGCAGUUCCCUAAGCAUUGAUAGUCCUGACAGCGGGGCAGCCAGUGCUUGGGACAUGCUUGCUGUUGCCACUGAAGACUGGAAGGGUCAUGGAGAACCAUGUUCCGCUGCUGACGCUGAGACAGAGAACUCACCUCCUAGUUCCGAGACCCUCUUCCCAGCACUGGCUGAGGCUUUCCGCAAUCUUCAGGACAAGAAGAAGUUCAAGGAGCAGGAGAAAGAGAAGCACCAUGUCCACUUGGUGAUGUAUCGUCGCCUGGCUUUACUCCGCUGGAUCCGCAGCCUCCAGCAGAAGGUGGUUGACCAGCAAAACCGGCUGCAGGAGAGCUUUGACACCAUCUUGGACAACCGCAAGGAACUCAUUCGAUGUGUCCAGCAAGGCAUGGGUUAUGCCAAGAACCCAGCUCAGGCAGAAUUGUAAAGCACAUGACACGCAUUCGCACUUUUCUCUUUCUGUGGGCCCUUCAGUCCUUAGCUUGGUCACACAAGCGAGGUGCCUACAGAUUUCCAUAUUUGCAUGGGUGGGAGACUUGUGCUUUUUAAAAUGUUUGAUGUUCCUCCUGUGGUAUACCAGAGCAUCAGUAGCCCACUGAGCAUGGGCAUAUUGAGCCCAGCACAUGGUCCAUAUUAUUUACAAGUAGAUGCAACUUUUCAAGCUUGUUUCACUCUUUAUUUUGGUGCAUGGCUUCUCUUGGUGAAAUGCAAACACAGUGGAUAACAAAAUGGAAUACAGAGAAUCUGAUCCUAUGAUAAGGUCUCAAGAACAUGAAUAAAAGCUGGGAAGGACAUUGGUAUAUAUGCCUUGAAGCCUGAUGUCUGGGACCAGGAGAAAGGAGCUUGAAAGGGGUCAGUUGCCAUUGGCCUUUAUGCCCUGUGUUGGAGAAAGGAACUUCAAUCUGGCUCAAACCAUGAUACAAACAGUUUGGAGCAGAAUCCUCAUGAUCCUGAAUAUCAGGUGAUGCAAGACAGUCAAUCCUGAUGAUACUUUGCCCGUUGCAGCUUCUAGAUCUGUUACAUUCCCUGAGUCUGAGCUACUUAUUUUUCUAAGUGAAGCCAGAAGGCUACCCCACUGUGCUUCCAGGUUGUUUUCCUGCUGCCUGCCUUCUACACCGUCUCCUGGUCAUUUCCCUGUCAUACAAUCAUAGAAUUCUAGAGUUUCAUUUAGUCUAACCCCCGCAAUGCAGGCAUCACAGCUAAAGAAUCACUGACAGAUGGCCAUCCAACCUCUGUUUAAAAACCUCCAGUGAAGGACAGUUCACCACCAUCUGAAGCAGUCCAUUCCACUGUUGAACAGCAUUUACUGUCAGGAAGUUCUUCCUAAUGUUUAGUUGGAAUCUCCUUUCUUGUAAUUUGAACCUCUGGAGCAGCAAAAAACAAACUUGCUCCAUCUUCCUUUUGUGCUUGUCAACUGCAGAAACAGUGGUGUUGGCUCUGUUUCCCAUCCAGGUCCAAGCUAUCUGUCCUAUUCCACUUCCUAUUCUGCUUCCAGGUACCUCCAGCAUAUUCAUGCACUGCUGAUCCUGCUAGCACUAAAAACAAGGUGCCCGGAAUGGGGGGGGAGCAUGGAGAGAUUUAGAAUGAUUAGAAAAUGUGACUAGUUCUCAUGAUUAUUUUUCUGCUUUUUAUUUUUUAUAUAACCAUUGUUGAUUCCGUCCCUGCUGCUGCCCCAGUUAGUGUGGGUUGACUUUGCAUGCACAGGAUAUUGCUUUUGUUCAUAGCUUAGCAUGUGUCCCAAAAAAACCCUCACAUGCAAACUACCCCAAAGUUGUUAAGCUUUCCGAUUCUGCGCCAAUCCUUGAGGAUGUGCUGAACCAUUUCACAAGUCUAAAUCUACAGGUUCAAAUGCAUAAUUGCAUUGUCUGUAAAAACUGCACCUUUUAUGGAUUUUGAUCCUAUAAGACAACAUUCUUGUGACAGAAUACUGGCUUUCUGCUUGCAAGAUGUCUUAUUUAAGUUUUAAAAGCAUUUAUAUUUUGCAUUUCCUCUAGUGGAAAUAAGAGCUAAAAUACAACCCUGGUGGUCUAGGCUUUUAGGGCUAUUGCUCUAAAUGUUUUCUCUAAAUAAAUUAAACCAAAUCAAUAUUUUUGCUUUGCACCAAAAGGAAAGUUGUUCUCAAGAAAUAUUCUGGACUAAUGUCCAGAGAUUCAUUAUUUGUAAUGAUUGUUGCUAUGUUUUGGGAAGGUAUCAGUCCAGUUGCACAACUGCAAAAGCAUGCAGUGUUGGAUCUUGUUGGUGAACAAUGACUGUCACAUGGCUCAAAGCUUAUGAAAACUGGGAGUGUGCAGCCAGCUGGAACGUGUCCAGAGCAGCAGGUUCCUGCCCACCCUGCAUGUGUCUGAAGCAAAAUGGUUUUUAAUAAAACAGGUUGAAUACGUCUAGCCUGCUAGAAGAAUGGACAAGACACUGUCUCUCCAGCUGAAAUCUUUUGUAAUGUUUGCAGACCUACCAGUCCCAUCUGGUCCAAAUGGUGUCAGGUGCAGUACAGUGAUCUGGCAAGGAGGGAAGUUGCUUCUUCCUGGCUGUCUUUCCAACUAUUAUAACUUUUUGGGUCUUGAAUAUUUUCACUGCUGCUGUCCAAUAUAUUAAGGUUGGGCUUGUUUUUUUAAAGCUGUCAGGGCUGGAACAGCUGUCACCUAGUCAAAUAUUUCCAGUGGACCAACCUUGGUCAGAAACUGUCAAACGUUUCGAGGUGCUAAAUAUUUGCACUGGCAAAAGAGUAAGCUCUAGUGCAAUAGGAUUUCCCCCUUUUUCCUCUGCAUGCAUGCCAUCCCCAAUUCUGCUCUGAAGGAUUGGGGGAAAAACCAGAACUGAUUUAAGAGGCACCUGCGGUGCUGCAGGGAGGAGACGGGGAGAACAUUCUGUUGCACAAGGAGAAGUCCUGCUGAAACAUUGUCCUUGUCACUACGUUGAAUACAACACUUCAUGCUUAAGUGCCCUGUGGUCUGGAAAGUGGGCUCACCUGCAUGGACUUUUGUUGCACUUAGAAGUAACCACCUCCUGCCUCCUUCUCUCUUGAGAGGCUUUUUUUUUUUUUUUUUUUUUUUUAUAAAUUUUUAUUAAUUUUCCAAACAUAAGAUAAGAAAGCAAACAAUACACAAAACACCGACAUACAAACAUAUAAACAUGUAUAAUUUCAUAGCCAUUUUUCAUAAACCUUACUUUCCGGACUUCCCCAUACCUCCCCUUUUCUGCAUCCUUGUUUUAUAUUUCUUCAGCAACUCCUCAAUCAACUAAUUAUUCAAUUCAAUUUCUUUUAAGUUCUUCUAAUAUUAUUAGUUACACUCUCUUGAGAGGCUUGGUCCUCUCACAUCCCUCUCUCUCUAGCUUCUGCUGCUGGAACAUAUGCUGUUACCUGUGGCCCUCCAGAUGUUGUGUCUAGUGGAUAGGAUAACAGGAGCACAGGCUUCAUCUCCCAUUACUGUAGCUAUUCGGGCAUCAGUUGGUAAUAUUGAACUUGAGAACUGCCUAAGGGUUUUGUUUUGUUGCUGUUGUUUUGUAGACUGAUGAAAAUCCAACCUUAACAUGAAAGCAUCUCCCAUAAUCGAACCUGUCUUUGGACCAAGUCCAUAGGGUUGUAUCCAACAUUAGCCAUACUUGGUGGAGACCCAGUUGAAUGAAUGGGCAUGACAAAUUUAGGUCCAUUAAUUUCAAUAGGUCUAUUCUGAAUAGAACUUAGUUGGAUACAAUCCCUAGUCUUUAAGAUGCAUUCGUGUUUAAAGCUGCUACCCCACUGACCUUUGUUUAAAUUAUAUUCAAGUUUUACUUGUUACAUGCAGAGUAUUUUUUUGAAUGUCAUGUGUUUACUUUUAGACUUUUUAAAAAAUGCAGAUAGCUCUAUUUAUAGUAUAUAUAUAUAUAUAUAUCUAUAUAUAUCUAUGUAUUUUAAACAACUGGUGCCAUAUCAAGAAACUCAAAUCCUUGGGUUGGGUUGAGGUGAGAAUGAGUCUCAACUCUGAUGUUUUAUCAGGCUGAAGAGAAUGAAGAUUAUGCGUCCAACAUCAAAGACAAGAUGUGAUGUGAAAUGUAUGUUACUGUUGUGUAUUUUUUUACAGAAUGAAUUUAUUGCAUAGUAUAACAUAUUUAUAUCAGGAGACUGGAUUAGUGGCAUGAAUUAGCAUUACUACCUGGGAGUAUUUGUUGUUAUUUGCAAUCAGUAAUGCAAAUUAGGAACAAUACUGCACAUGUCACCAAAAGAUGAAAAGAAAAUUCAGUUCUAAUUAUGGGCAAAACAUGAUUAUUAUUAUUUACUUUUAAACCACCCUUUUACCUAUAGGAUCCCAGGGUGGUUUACAAAACAGAUAAAAUACAACAUCACAGAACAAUAUUUAAAUAGCUAAAAACCUUCUUACCGAAAUUCAAAAAUGACAAUGUGAUACAUUCCAUACUGCAAGUGUUUGUUCUGAGCAAAAUAAUCCACAAGACCAUAAAGUGAGAACUUGCUGUUCAUUCCCUGGGGAAGGCAGUUGAAUGUAGAGCUCUAGGACAUGCUCAUAUAUGGCCAUAUUGUGGUGGCUGGAGCACCAAAAAGUUUGCCUCUAAUGCUAGAAGCUGCUGGGAGCAAAAGCUGCAUUUUUAAAAUGGUAUUUCUGCACUGAUUAGGAUCACUCUGUUGUGGGUGAUGGUCCAGUCAGAAAUGAUGGAAGAUUCUAUAGCUAUAUGACUGCUUUAAACUGAUUUAAUAGUCAUUCCCCUUUCCCAGUUUUUAGGGUAUGGUGGGAGGUGUCACGUACAGAUCUCUGGGCACCCUACCAAACUAUAAUUCCCUGUGUCCAUUCCUGGAUGCCGCUAAACGGGUAAAAGCUUGCUAUGUUUGUGGUAUAGUACAGACUAUUAUGUAUAAAUGGGUGGUUUUUGUAUGUGCAAUAAGUAAGCAUGUGUAUUGCUUGUGUGUUAUUUUUCAUUUAAAAUAAAAAGUCCACAUGCCUGCUCU
Messenger RNA from Podarcis lilfordi (Lilford's wall lizard), 7968 nucleotides. The record is from the annotation of a GenBank genome assembly. NCBI's taxonomy places the organism in Eukaryota, Metazoa, Chordata, Lepidosauria, Squamata, Lacertidae.